Messenger RNA from Galleria mellonella (greater wax moth), 739 nucleotides. Its product is annotated as protein DPCD. The record is from RefSeq and is a predicted model, not a curated record. The transcript has 3 exons. The coding region runs from base 1 to 705 and encodes 234 amino acids. Lineage: Eukaryota; Metazoa; Arthropoda; Insecta; Lepidoptera; Pyralidae.
AUGAAAAGGACGUCUAGUUUGAUCGAAAAUUUAAAUGACGGUAGUAUCAAGUUAAAAAAAACAAUCAUAUCAGUAAAUUUCGAAAAUAAAAUGUUUCGAAAUACUAUAUGGUAUAAAUCUCUUCUUGGAGCAGAAAAGUCAUGUUUGAAAGAAGAUAAAAUAAAAAAAGUACAUUAUAAGUUCGAAGAUGAUAGAGAAAUGGUUGAAGAAUAUAAUGUUGAUACACAAGUGCUGUUACGUAGAGCUUGGAAAGUUAAAAGUAAGCUCGGUGGUGAUGGCAAGUGGGAAGUGGAAAUUGGAGAUCCAAUUCCUGAUCCUACACCAAACGUUGAAAUUGCUGAUAUUGUAGAAAGUAAAGACCAGCCUAUUGUAACAAGACGUAAUACAAGAGUCAAUUUGGAAUGGAGGAUUAGAAAUCUCCCAUAUCCUAUAUCAACUUAUUCCAUAAGUGCAAAUAAUGAAGAAAAAUGUAUUACAGUUCGUACAACAAAUAAGAAGUAUUUUAAAAAACUACAGAUACCUGAACUUAUAAGGCUUGGGUUACCCAUAGAACAAGCUCACAUACAGUCAACCCAUCAGUAUAACACACUUAUUAUUAUGUAUAAAAAACCUCAGCAGCUAUUAGAUAUGGAUAAGGAAUGGUAUGAAGAAUUGAAGCAAGUGAAGCCUAUUAAAGAUGUACCAAAUGAAUGCAAAGCACAAUGAACUUAACUAGGCAGUAUUUUUUAAAUUUUUACAC